UCUCUGACCUCAAUAUCUCGGUGUAUUUUUUUCUGAGGGAGAAAGACGGAUGCUGGCGGCGCCAUAUUGAAAGAAGAAAAUUGUCACAUAAAACGUUAAAACGCGAAAGUUCCCGCCAUGUUGUACCUGGAGGAUUACCUGGAGAUGAUCGAGCAGCUUCCCAUGGAUCUCCGCGACAGGUUUACGGAAAUGAGAGAGAUGGACCUGCAGGUUCAGAACGCCACGGACCAGCUGGAGCAGAAGGUGAUCGAGUUCUUCGUCAACGCCAAGAAGAACAAACCUGAAUGGAGAGAGGAGCAGAUGGAGGUCAUUAAAAAGGAUUAUUACAAAGCUCUGGAAGAUGCAGAUGAGAAAGUCCAGCUGGCCAAUCAGAUUUAUGAUCUGGUGGACCGUCACCUGCGUAAACUGGACCAGGAGCUGGCCAAGUUUAAGAUGGAGCUGGAGGCCGACAACGCCGGCAUCACAGAGAUCCUGGAGAGACGGUCUUUAGAGAUGGACAGUCCAUCUCAGCCGGUCAACAACCAUCACGUCCACUCUCACGCCACCGCUGAGAAGAGGAAGUACAACGCUCCGACUCACCACACUACAGAACACGUUCCAGAGAAGAAGUUCAAGUCUGAAGCUCUGCUGUCCACGCUCACAUCAGAUGCCUCCAAGGAGAACACGCCAGGUUGCCGUACCAACAGCACGUCCUCGUCCACCAACAAUGUGUACAGUGUGAACUCGUCUCAGCCUCUGGCCUCAUACAACCUGAGCUCUCUGCCUGCGGGGCCCGGGGCCGGAGCUGGGGCCAUCACCAUGGCUGCUGCUCAGGCUGUGCAGGCCACCGCACAGAUGAAGGAGGGCCGGAGGACGUCCAGUCUGAAGGCAAGCUACGAGGCCAUCAAGAAUAACGACUUCCAGCUGGGCAGAGAGUUCGCUCUGUCCCGGGACAACACCGGAUACUCCUCCUCUGCUCUGGCCUCCACCCUCACCCAGACCCUCACCCCCACCACCGCCUCCGACUCCAGGGGACGCAAGUCCAAAAGCAGCAUCAAGUCUUCCAACCACCAGUCCUCUUCAUCGUCCUCCUCUUCCUCUCUGUCAUCCUGCUCUUCGUCAUCGGCGCUGGCUCAGGAGCUUUCCCAGCAGGCCUCAGCGCUGCCCGAGGCGGAGGCCAACAGCCAGGUGGACUGGACCUACGACCCCAACGAGCCCCGAUACUGCAUCUGUAACCAGGUUUCUUAUGGAGAGAUGGUCGGCUGUGACAACACAGACUGUCCGAUCGAGUGGUUCCACUACGGCUGUGUGGGUCUGACGGAGGCUCCCAAGGGGAAGUGGUUCUGUCCUCAGUGUACGGCCGCCAUGAAGAGGAGAGGCAGCCGCCACAAAUAGACUUUAACCUCCAGGUCGUCCUCACAAACAACAACACCACCACCACAAAGGUCAGAGGUCAGAGGUCAACCGGCCGCUCACAAACAAGACACUAAAAACACUUCUCACAGUUCUCAGAUUAAAACCACAUAUCAGCCUCCAAACAUCCAACGCCACCACGAAACGCUCCGCCUGGCGUCUUUAUCUCACUCUGUGGGAUUAUUUCAACAUCCUGAAUUUAUUCAGCAUCAGAAUUCUUGAUGUUCCACACUGAGAUUAAUCUCAUAACUCACAUGUUUUAAACACACUCCACCAUUUUAUGUUUUUCUCCUCAUAAAACAGAACAUUUAAAAACUCUCCGUUAAUUCUGGAAUGUAAAAAUAACCACUGAUCAGACGUCAUCAUGCAUCUCAUUCCAGUUUACUGAGGACGUAGUGACAAUAACCUGAGGACGUAGGACGUAGUGACGAUAACGUGAGGACGUAGUGACGAUAACCUGAGGACGUAGUGACGAUAACGUGAGGACGUAGUGACAAUGACCUGAGGACGUAGUGACAAUAACGUGAGGACGUAGUGACGAUAACGCGAGGACGUAGGAUGUAGUGACGAUAAGGUGAGGACCUAGUGACGAUAAUGUGACGAUAACGUGAGGACAUAGUGACGAUAAUCUGAGGACGUAGUGACGAUAACCUGAGGACGUAGGACGUAGUGAUGAUAACGUGAGGACGUAGUGAUGAUAAUGUGAGGACAUAGGAUGUAGUGACGAUAACGUGAGGACGUAGUGACGAUAACAUGAGGACCUAGUGACGAUAAUGUGACGAUAACGUGAGGACGUAGUGACGAUAAUCUGAGGACGUAGUGACGAUAACCUGAGGACAUAGUGACGAUAACGUGACGCUAACAUGAGGACGUAGUGAAGACAAUCUGAGAACGUAGUGACGAUAACGUGAGGACGUAGUGACGAAAAUGUGACGCUAACAUGAGAACGUAGUGAAGACAAUCUGAGAACGUAGUGACGAUAAUGUGAGGACGUAGUGACGACAAUCUGAGGACGUAGUGACGAUAACGUGAGGACGUACUGACGACAAUCUGAGGACGUAGUGACGAUAACGUGAGGACGUAGUGACGAUAACGUGAGGACAUAGUGACGAUAAUCUGAGGACGUAGUGACGAUAACUUGAGGACGUAGAGACUAUAACGUGAGGACGUAGGACGUAGUGACAAUAAUGUGAGGACGUAGUGACGAUAAUGUGACGAUAACGUGAGGACGUAGUGACGAUAACGUGAGGACGUAGUGGCGAUAAUGUGAGGACGUAGUGACGACAAUCUGAGGACGUAGUGACGAUAACGUGAGGACGUAGCAACGAUAACGUGAGGACGUAGGACGUAGUGACGAUAACGUGAGGACAUAGUGACGAUAAUCUGAGGACGUAGUGACGAUAACCUGAGGAUGUAGUGACAACAAUCUGAGGACGUAGUGACAGUAACGUGAGGACGUAGUGACGAUAAUGUGACGAUAAUCUGAGGACGUAGUGACGAUAACCUGAGGAUGUAGUGACGAUAACGUGAGGAUGUAGGACGUAGUGACGAUAACGUGAGGACGUAGUGACGAUAACCUGAGGACUUAGUGACGAUAAUGUGAGGACGUAGUGACGACAAUCUGAGGACGUAGUGACGAUAACGUGAGGACGUAGUGACCAUAACGUGAGGACGUAGCGACGAUAACGUGAGGACGUAGCGACGAUAACGUGAGGACGUAGUGACGAUAACCUGAGGACGUAGCAACGAUAACGUGAGGACGUAGGACGUAGUGACGAUAACCUGAGGAUGUAGUGACGAUAACUUGAGGACGUAGUGACGACAAUCUGAGGACGUAGUGACAAUAACGUGAGGACGUAGUGGCGAUAACGUGAGGACGUAGUGACGAUAACCUGAGGACGUAAUGACGAUAACGUGAGAACGUAGUGACGAUAAUCAGGGGACGUAGUGACGAUAACCUGAGGACGUAGUGACAAUAACGUGAGGACGUAGUGACGAUAACGUGAGAACGUAGUGAUGAUAACCUGAGGACGUAGUGACGAUAACCUGAGGACGUGGUGGCGAUAACCUGAGGACGUAGCAACGAUAACGUGAGGACGUAGGACGUAGUGACGAUAACCUGAGGAUGUAGUGACGAUAACUUGAGGACGUAGUGACGACAAUCUGAGGACGUAGUGACAAUAACGUGAGGAUGUAGUGGCAAUAACGUGAGGACGCAGUGACGAUAACCUGAGGACGUAGUGACGAUAAUCUGAGGACGUGACUCAAGCUUUUUUGAUCAAAAGAUCAAAUGUAACGUUGAGGCGGACCACACAGACGGACACGGAGAGGUCAGAGGUCAACCUGUCAGGUCAGCUAGUGUAUUUAAAUCCAACUGAAAACAGGCCGGCCGAGCAGAUGAUCGACAUUUCUUAAAAAAAAAAAAAAAAAAAAAAAAAGGUCUGUUAUGAGAUUAAUCCUGAAAAGUUUGGAUUUAAUGUCAGAGUGACAAAAUGAAACUGAUGAAAAAAUAUGUCGUCAGUAAAUAAAGUUCAGACUUUAUCUUCACGUCUGACGUCACUCAGAAAUAUUAGUUUGAUUAAAUGAUCAGAAUUCAGACUUUUUCCCUUCAAAACUCACUCACACUAGAAUUUAAUUCAGACUUUGAAAAUCUCAACUUCAUGUGAUCAGAAGUCAGAUUUGUUUAUUUGUGUAUAUCAGUUCUUUUAUUAUUCUUUGUGAAUCUUGAAUUUAUUUUUGUGAAGAUUUUGAGAGUUAAGACUUUAAAAAGAUUGACAAAAUGUUGAGACCUCUCAAAAAAAUUAUUAUUAUUAUUAUUUUUUUAUUUUUUUUUUUUUAAAAAAAGAGAAAUCAAAUCUGGGAUUUUUUUUUUUUGUUGUUGUUGUUUUUAAGAUUUUGAGAUUUAAAUCUUGUUAUAAACGGCAUUUAGUUGUUCUGACCUGAAUCCAGACUGAAGUUUAUUUUUGUGGUUCGGACAUAAAUCACUGAAUUCAGACGUCUUGACUUAAUAAAAUUUAAUUUGCAGAAUAAAUUUAAACAUUUAUCUCUGGUGACAAAAUUUGGAGGAAGAAAGUUUCUCAGUUUGAGUGGAACUCGUCCAGAUUAUGACUCCAUAUGUUUUUUAAAAACUGAGACUUGUUGAAUUUCUGUGUAAUAUCUGAGAACAGUAACAGAAGUUAGUGACAUCAUCAAUGAUGUCACAGUGAUGUGGCCGAGCUCCUCUCCUCUGGUGGGAUGUAAAAAACUACAAACAUGGCUGUUGGACUACAACUACAGGAGCCUGAUGAACCUGUUUGAACCGUUAACAUUAAGAUGAACUGUGUGUGUGUGUGUGUGUGUGUGUGUGUGUGUGUGUGUGAGUGUACUGACAGGAUGUUAAAAAAAAAAAAGGUCCAAUAAAAUCAGAUGUUUUGGUA
Epinephelus lanceolatus (giant grouper) is the source of this 4808-nucleotide messenger RNA. RefSeq names its product inhibitor of growth family, member 3 (gene ing3). Gene Ontology annotation, cellular component: NuA4 histone acetyltransferase complex. Lineage: Eukaryota; Metazoa; Chordata; Actinopteri; Perciformes; Serranidae. The record is from RefSeq and is a predicted model, not a curated record.